Nematolebias whitei (Rio pearlfish) is the source of this 2646-nucleotide messenger RNA. RefSeq lists its product as uncharacterized. Gene Ontology annotation, cellular component: intermediate filament. NCBI's taxonomy places the organism in Eukaryota, Metazoa, Chordata, Actinopteri, Cyprinodontiformes, Rivulidae. Gene Ontology annotation, molecular function: structural molecule activity. The coding region runs from base 111 to 1628 and encodes 505 amino acids. The record is from RefSeq and is a predicted model, not a curated record. The transcript has 4 exons.
ACUUCUCUUCUUCACGCGCGCUCACCAUCACACACUUCUGAACUCCACACACACUUUUUUUCCUUCCCCCUACAAAGCAGAAGCCGGACCCCCCCUCGCGCAGAGGAAACAUGAGUUACUCCAGCGACAUUUACAGCAGCAGCUCCUAUCGGAAGAUCUUCGGGGAUGCGCCCCGCAGCGGCCGCGUGGGUCUGGGCGGCGGCAGCAGCCCGUCCCGCCUGCAGCCCGCGGGGUACCGCAGCCACCGCACCUACGGGUCCCCCUCCGUGGUGUCCUCCACCACCUACCGGCGGAGCGCGGCACCCGGCCGCGUCUUCUCCUCCAUCCCGGACUCGGCCGUGGACCUGAGCCAGUCCACCGCCGUCACCAACGAGCUGAAGAUCAUCCGCACCAACGAGAAGGAGCAGCUGCAGGGCCUCAACGACCGCUUCGUGUCCUUCAUCGAGAAGGUCCACAACCUGGAGCAGCAGAACAAGGUGCUGGAGGCCGAGGUGACGCUGCUGCGCCAGCGCCACAGCGAGCCGUCGCGCCUGCACGAGCUCUACGAGCAGGAGAUCCGCGAGCUGCGCGCGCGCGUCGAGGAGCUGACGCACGAGAAGAGCCAGAUGCACCUGGACUGCGUGCAGAUGAGCGAGGCGCUGGAGCGCGUGCGGGAGAAGCUGGAGGAGGAGAGCAGGCUGCGCGAGGAGGCGGAGAACGCGCUCAAGGGCUACCGGAAGGACGUGGACGACGCCACGCUCGCGCGCCUCGAGCUGGAGAAGAAAGUGGAGUCUCUGCUGGACGAGCUCGCCUUCCUCAGGAAAAUUCACGAGGAGGAGGUGCAGGAGCUGCAGACCUCCCUGCAGGCCACGCAGGUUUCAGUGGAGAUGGACAUGAGCAAACCAGACUUGGCUGCAGCUCUGAAGGACAUCCGGGCCCAGUAUGAGAACCUGUCCGCUCGGAACCAGGUCCAGGCGGAGGAGUGGUACCGCUCCAAGUUUGCCACGGUCACCGAGGCUGCUGCGCGCAACCAGGACGCCAUCAAGCACUCCAAGGAGGAGCUGAGCGAGUACCGCCGGCAGGUGCAGGCCCGCACCCUGGAGAUCGAGGCCCUCAGGAGCCACAACGAAGCCCUGGAGAGGCAGAUCGCUGACAUGGAAGACCGCCACAACAACGAGGUCGGAGAGAUGCAAGACACCAUCCAGCAGCUGGAGGCCGCGCUGCACAGCACCAAGGGGGAGAUGUCCCAUCAUCUGCGCGAAUACCAAGACCUGCUGAACGUCAAGAUGGCGCUGGACAUCGAGAUAGCUGCUUACAGGAAGCUGCUGGAAGGUGAGGAGUGCCGCCUCAGCUCUGUCGGCGGCGUCAUGAUCCAGUCUGGAUAUUCUGGUCUGUCCUACACCUCGGCCCGCUCCUACGCUCUGGGAGCUUACCGGAAGUCCAAGCCUGAUGAGGAGGAAGAGGAGGCGGGAGAGGAGGAUAAGGAGGAGGAAGAGGAGGAGGAGGGAGAAGAGGAGGAAGGAGAGGAGGGAGAAGGAGAGGAAGGAGAUGAGCAGGAGGGAGAGGAGGAGGAAGAGGAAGGAGAGGAGGAAGAGGAGGAGAAGCCAAAGGAGAAGGAGAGCUCCACCGGGAAGAACAGCAAGAGCUAAACUGCUUGUUUCAUCCCCUUCAUCAUCAUCAUCAUCAAUAACUCAUUCCACCUCCCACCAGUCCCUGAUGGAGCUGGUCCCAGUUCAGUCCACCUCUGUCUCACGCUCACACACUCACACGUGCACACUCCAGACGCCUCUCACCUUCUGCUGGUCUGCUCUGCAGCCUGGUCCGUUCCCACGGAGCUUUAGUAACUGUGCCGUCACUGGUCCCAUCACACGAGAAGGUAACACACUGUCAGCACACAGACUCUGAAGAGAAAUGCACAGAGAAGCAGCCGGUCCGACUUUUAUGGUGCUAUUUGGUUUUUACAUAUAAAAGUUGGGGAGUCCUGUUCUGUCAGUAAAAUAUUUUCUCACAGAGCGAAGCCCCACCAGCUCAUUCCUGAACGCCAGCUUUCUAAAGCAGGAACGAUUGUCUGUGAGCUGGACUUCAGCAGAUUAAUGCUCAUUUCGUUUCAUCUCAUUUUAAUUUACUGCAGCAGGAAACGACAGCAGCUCUGAGCCUGAAGGAGCCGUGCGUGGAGGUGGUGUUUUCAGCUGCAGGGGUGGAGGAGUGCUGCUGCUUCUCUAUGUGGAUGAAAAGAGUUUCUAUCGCUGCUAUGUGUCUUUGUGGGGGAAUAUAACCAACCCCUUCCUUUGAUUGAUUCAUUUGUCAAACCCUUUUCUCAUUUUCUUCAUAAAUAUCUUUUCUAGUCAUAAAUGUCUUGGUCCUUUAGUGUCUUGAUGCUGAAGACAGGACGUGAGCGAAGCAGUCAAACAUCUGAUGGAGACCCUGCUGGCUUAGAGUCACAAAUAAGGGCUAUAUUGGACACAACCCUCACGUUGCCCUGACUUGUUGCCAUCCUUCUGCUCCGUUCAGUUUCCUCCUCCACCCGUCGUUUUGACAAAUGAAUCAAGCAGCAGGUUUGAAUGCAUGGCCUUACACCUGGAGCUUGAAUAUUCGCUGGAUGAAAUAGACUUUUGCUUGUUGUGUGUUCAAUUUACGAGAUAACAAUAAAAAAAUUCAUUAAAGUAA